AUGCAACAACCACCACAACAAGAGCGUUCGCCGACAGAAUUUCUGAGUAAUGUUAUCGGUAGACCUGUUGUUGUAAAGUUAAAUUCUGGAGUGGACUAUCGAGGAAUUCUCUCGUGCCUUGAUGGUUAUAUGAAUAUUGCCCUUGAACAAACAGAAGAAUGGGUUAACGGCCAGCUGAAAAAUAAAUAUGGAGAUGCGUUUAUCCGUGGAAACAAUG
Messenger RNA from Dentiscutata heterogama, 217 nucleotides. The record is from the annotation of a GenBank genome assembly. Lineage: Eukaryota; Fungi; Glomeromycota; Glomeromycetes; Diversisporales; Gigasporaceae.